AUGGUGGCAUCAGAACCUGGAGAAGGAGAAAGUACCAAAACUAAAGCUGAGAUGAGAUAUGGUUCACUGAUAACACGAAUAAAACUUAAGGAUCCAACUAAGUUGGGGAAACUAGAUGUGGAGAAUGAAAUCUUGCGUAUAAUGAAGCUAAAACCAAAGUUGGAUAGAGAGAUUGAAAUAAAUGCUGAGGACUUGUAUUGGUUUGCUGAACACCACAACAGCAUGACACCAAUCAAUGAACAAGGUUUCCCAAGGUUUCUAAGGUUAAACAUGAAAAGCUUGUUAGCUUCAUUGAAGAAAAAAGAAAAAAAAAAUCAUGAAGCUGAUCUGAGUAAUUUUCAUAAUGAUAAGGAUAUUGUUUAUUCAUGUGUUGACACCUUGCAUGAAAUCAUUUCAUUUAACAAAGCAUUAAAAAGUGAGGAUGAACGUGAUGAUGUUGAGCAAGAGGAGGAGGAAGGUGAGAAAGGUGAGAAAAGUGGCAAAGGUGGUGAUGCGGAUGAUAGUGAUGAUAAUGAUGAUGAGGAAGGUGAUAAAGGUAAGAAAAGUGGCAAAGGUGGUGAUGUGGAUGAUAGUGAUGAUGAUGAUAGUGAGAAAGUUAAGAAAGGUGGUGGUGAUCUGGAUGAUAGUGAUGAUGAUGAGGAGGAGGAGGAGAAGGAGGGUGGCAAACGUGGUGAUCUACAUGAUGAUGAUGAUGAGGAGGAGGAGGAGGAGGAGGAGAAGGAGGGCAGCAAAGGUGGUAAUGAGGAGGAUAGAACUGAAUCCGAAAAUAAUGAAGUUCCAUCUGAAACUCCUGAAAAGCCGAGCACUCCUUCAUCAAAGACCAAUGAGAUAAAUGAAGAAAAGGAUAUGGGGGAUGGAAGUGAAUAUGACAAAGGAGUUGAGUCUGAAACUGCUAACAAGUCGAGCAGGCCUAUGUCAAAGUCAAAUGAAGAAGCGGAUGACAAGGAUGGAACAAGCCUAGGAGUUGAGUCUGAAACUGCUAACAAGCCGAGCACUUCUCUGCCAAAGACAAAUGAAAUCCCUGAAGAUCAACAAGACCAGAUGGACCUUGAUAACCAGGAUGUGAUGGAUACCACUCAAACUGAUGAAAUUGAUGAAGCUGUGAUAAUAGCAUCUCAAGCCAUAUCUCACCUGGACCCUAAAGGCAUAUUGCCCUUCGAAGAAGAUGUCAUUUUACUCACACAGGGAGAAAAUCCAGAGAAGGAGGCUUAUACAUCAAUUGAUGACCUUCUAGAUAACUUGUUUGAAACUGUGUUUAUAAAGAUUGAAAAAGGUUGUUACAGAACGACACCAUCUGAAGUGAAGGAAAAGAUGAUAACCCUGAUCCUCGAUUGUCCAAGCUUUUCAUUACUGAGCCAAGAAGAUCCAAAAAAAGAUUCGUCGCAAAAAUAA
Molecule: messenger RNA, 1392 nt
Organism: Papaver somniferum (opium poppy)
Lineage: Eukaryota; Viridiplantae; Streptophyta; Magnoliopsida; Ranunculales; Papaveraceae
Product: ABC transporter F family member 4-like
Exons: 7
Coding region: 1-1392 (463 amino acids)
Source: RefSeq, a predicted model, not a curated record